GCAAAAUUUUCCACUAAUACAAAUGACAAGAAUGAGAGAGGCGAAUAUGUAUUUCCAGGAAUUUUAUUUCCAGCGUCGAACUCAACCCUUCACCACUGGCCAAUUCUUUCAUAAUGUGAAUGUUUCUCCCCUUCGGUUCUCAUUACUGCCUAGUAUUCUGUACUUUAAACAUUUCAACAUUUUCACUUAACGCCAUUUAACAAGUCAGUUUUCAUAAUUCAAGCCCAAUUUUAGAAAACUUACCGAAACUUAAAAGUAAAUAAUAAAACCUAAAUAUUAUUUAACUUGUGAAAUUACAAGCUAGUAAAUACAUAAAUUAACAUUAUAAAUUAACUCUUCUAAAAUGGAAUCCAUCUUCACUUUUCACCAAGCAAACUAUGUUGGACGUUUAGAAUCCAGCUUCCUUGCCGAAGUUUGUUGGAUGGAGGAGGGAGUUUUGCAAUCUACUCGACCGACGCCAUACCUUCGCGUCAUGCUGACACAGGACGACGGGGAGACAGUUAUGGUGGCCAUUGCGACCGGCAAUUUUUACCACGUGGCAAAAAAUCGUUAUCAGGUCGGGAACGUUUACCGUUUUCCACGUGGCAUGUUCGAGAUCCGUCCUCGUACAUCGCAAGACUCGUGCUCAAGUUAUCUAUACGACUUGUGGGUCCUGCACGAUUCUGCCACAUCUACCCAAACGAAUGACAAAUCUUGCCGCAUUUCAAACUUGGAAGACUCGAUGCAAAACAUGAGCAUUUUCUAAAUUUGUAUGUGUAUUUAGUUAGAUUACAUUUUAUUGCGUACUCACCCAUUUAUAUCUUUUUA
This is a messenger RNA of Folsomia candida, 807 nucleotides long. RefSeq lists its product as uncharacterized. The record is from RefSeq and is a predicted model, not a curated record. The transcript has 4 exons. Bases 344 to 745 code for a protein of 133 amino acids. Lineage: Eukaryota; Metazoa; Arthropoda; Collembola; Entomobryomorpha; Isotomidae.